UCGUGCAAUGUUAGUGCUAUUUGCAGUAGCCAUCGGAGUAUUAAGCUUCACCAACGCCCACCGAUACAAUCUCGAGUUUGAAGAUGAUGAGUUAUUCAGCGAUUGCUCAAAUCAACCGGAGAGUGUACUCAAUAUUCAUGGUCUCUUUAAUUUGACAGAGUGGACCAUAGAACGGCCACAGGAUAAUUUAAAAUGUUCGGGAAAUUUUACUACGGUAUGGAAUAUUCAGAAAACGGAUCGCAUACAGGCUAGUUUAGAUCUUUUUAGAUAUGAACGCCGAGAGUGGGUACCAACUCUUUAUAGGAUCAAAACACCUCAUUUAUGUUCAAUACUGUUUGAUAAGAAUCAAUAUUGGUAUCCAAUCUGGAUACAACAUGUAACGAAUAUCGAGGAAGUAAAGGACAAGUGUCUUAAUGUUCCUGGGACGAAGUACAUACAUGAAACCUUCGAUAUGCAUCUUGAAAUCGAAAAUAAAAUGGGAAAUAUAGAUGGACAACAUAAACUACAAUUUGAGCUAAAAGCAUUUGAUCAGUUCGAGAGGAUGCGUCCAACUUCCAUAUGUUUUGCAAUGAUAAUAAACUAUGUAAGACUAUCCCAAAAGUCCCGAAAAUAAACAACUAGCAUAUAUUAAAAAACGCACACACCUAUGUACUAUAUGUAUAUACAAAUUCAUGAAUAAAUGUUGAUUGUGCAACUAAUAAUAAAACC
Molecule: messenger RNA, 708 nt
Organism: Drosophila sulfurigaster albostrigata
Lineage: Eukaryota; Metazoa; Arthropoda; Insecta; Diptera; Drosophilidae
Exons: 3
Coding region: 8-613 (201 amino acids)
Source: RefSeq, a predicted model, not a curated record